Molecule: messenger RNA, 4137 nt
Organism: Linepithema humile (Argentine ant)
Lineage: Eukaryota; Metazoa; Arthropoda; Insecta; Hymenoptera; Formicidae
Source: RefSeq, a predicted model, not a curated record
UGGCCGCGGAAUUCGCGACGUGCGUCGGGUCGAGGUUCAAGCGGCGAGCUUGUUUAUCGUGACGUCGUCCCGGCGAGAAUCCCGCCUCGUCCGGUCGCGUAAAAUCGGAAUUCGCUCGCGGAGGGAGUUGAUCGCGCGUGCAUCACGAACGGACCAGUAUUCUGGUGAAGCGAAGCAUACGUUCCGUUUGAUAAAACUGCUCCCAUGGCUGCGGAUAGUUCUGUACAAACCUGCGGCUAAUCGUGACGAAUAUCGUAUGCGCCACGAAAGUAUCUGUUUGAAUAACAAUUAUUUUUUCCCUUCGGCUCGUUUUGUCUCGUGAUACAAUGAUGAGGUGGGAGUGAAGAAAGUACGAGAGAGGGUUUUCGAAGAAUACGAGACAACUCCACGCCCCGGUACCCCUUACGUUGGUACCCUUUUUUUCUCGCUGAAGACACGCGCGCAGAGAGCGCCCCAGGUAGCAUAAGCAGCGAACAUGGCCGAGGAAGGUGCGGGUGGAUCAGGAAACGGGAGCAGCGGCGAGACGAGUCGUUUGCAGCUCCUGCAGGAGAUGCGGCAGCAGAACUUUGACACCAUUCGAUUUGCGUCGUAUCGCACCGCCUGCAAGUUGAGAUUUAUUCAGAAAAAAGUACAUCUGCACAACGUCGAUAUAUGGAAUGUAAUCGAGGCAUUUCGGGAAAACGGUCUAAAUACGUUGGAGCCGUCGAGCACAUUAGGAGUAUCCAGACUGGAAACGUUGCUGUCUUCCUUGUUUCACGCGCUGAACAAAAGGGUGCCAGUAUCCCAGCAGUCUAAAGUCGACGCAACCACGGCGUUGCUGAUGAACUGGCUAUUAGCUGCUUAUACUAGCGGGGAGAACAACAAAAUAUCUGUAUUUUCGGUGAAGGUAGCUCUAGCGACGUUAUGUGCGGGAAAGCUUAUGGAUAAAUUUCGAUAUAUAUAUUCGCAAAUAUCCGACAGCAACGGACACAUGAUACACUGGAGGUUUGCUGAUUAUCUGAAGGAAGUUCUAGCUUUGACCGCGGCGGUUUACGAAUCCCCAUCGUUUGGAUAUUCCGACGGCCUCGCUAACUCCAUUUUCCCCGCGAAUUCCAAAGUCACCGUAAACGACUUCCUCGAUACGCUCAUGUCGGAUCCUGGACCGCACUGCUUAAUCUGGUUGCCGUUGUAUCACAGGAUGGCGGCAGUAGAAACAGUGGCCCAUCCUAUUAUGUGCGAUGCGUGCCACAGAGAGAAUUUCACCGGAUUCAGAUACAGAUGCCAAAAAUGCCAUUCGUAUCAGCUAUGUCAAGACUGUUUCUGGCGCGGUAAAGUUUCUGGAACUCAUAAUAACGAUCACGAAACGAGAGAGUACAGUAGUUUUAAAUCGCCCAGCAAACAAAUUGGCCAUUCUUUGCGAAAGAGCUUCAGAUGCGUGCCCGAAAAGGGGAAGAACAGCUUAGCGUAAUUUUACAAUCCAAAAAUAAAUUUACUACAUUCCAGCCCACCGUCACCUUUACCAUCUCACAACGGUUUUCCAGAUCCAGGAUUUAUGGCUCCAUUUGAUUCAGGAUCGAUGGACAGCCGUUCGACCUUGAGGAGUAUGGACAGUUCAAGACUGGACGAUGAACAUAAAUUAAUAGCACGAUAUGCACAAAGGUUGGCACAAGAAGCUAGGACUAUGCCUCGUACAGCGUCCAGAAUGUCCCAGGCAGACCAAACUGGUAGAGCGCCGUCGGAUGCGAACUUGGCGUCGUUGGAUGCAUCGCGAGCGCAGCGUGAGCUAAUAUCACAGUUAGAGGCGAAGAACAAGGAAAUAAUGCGCGAGAUAGCAAGGUUAAGAAGGCAACAGGAAAUAGAAGCUGCGGGUUUGGAGAAUCCGGCGUUAAUGUCGGAAUUGCGAGCUUUGAGACAGAGAAAGGAUGAACUGGAGACACAUCUGGCCACGUUGCAAGAUUCCAGGAGGCAAUUGAUGGUACAACUAGAAGGUCUAAUGAAAAUGCUAAAGAACCACCAAGCGUCGCCACGAUCAACACCGAACAGUUCACCGCGGAGUACGAAGUCGCCACCUUUGCCACCCGGUGAUCCGAGCAGCAGGUCGGCACCGCCGACUCCCGGUGGGCCCUUGUCCACAACACCUCAACAACAACAGCAACAGCAACAACAGCAGCAGCAGCAACAGCAACAACAUCAGCAACAUCAGCAGCAACAAACGCCGCAACAAAUAUCUCAGAGCUAUCAAAAUCCUGUUCCGACGACGGUGGCUAAUGUGCAAGGCAACGCUAUACUCGGCACGAUACAGAAUCCUAUUCCAGAUAGCUUAUCGUGCGUUGGAGGCGAUGUAAGGUCUGCGUUCAGGACAAACAGCUUACCAGGGAGCGGUUCGAGCAGUGCCAAUAAUAGUUUGGGCCGAUCUCUGAGAAACGACUUACUGGUAGCUGCCGACAGCGUUACUAAUGCCAUGUCAACGCUUGUGAGGGAAUUAAACUCAGACGUGUUGUGGAAUGUGUGUGAUGCACCCCCUGUGAAUGUGUCCUGGUGGCUUGCAGACUCAGACCAGGAGGACCAUUCUCACAACUCUGGAUUAAUGAAUAUCAGAAAGCCGCUAGACUUUGAAGCGGGUGAGGAUGGAGACGACAGCAGCGGUGGUGGGAAUUCCUGGCGGGAGGAAUUACAGCGACGCUAUCAACAGGAGAAUGACUUCCUGGCGGAAUUGCGAGCUCGCAAUGCUAGCAUACCGCAAACACCGUCGGCUACAUUGUCCAACGAUCAGGAACACGAGAGAAACGAGAGAGAAGAGGCGGAUGGGGAGAAAGAAGACGAGGAUGAGUCUAAUUGGGCGGAGGCAGUGAAGAGAUGGGUCAAUCGAUAAACCGAUCUAGCAAAAUCUGAAGGUGCAUUAAGUGUUAGGUGUUGAGGAUGCGAAGAAACUCGGCGAAGAAAAGUCACGAGCGAGUUACAAUGACGACUGGAUUACACACACAAACACGCUGUGGAUGUAUACUUCAAUAUUAGUAUACAAUGUAACUCUCGAUAAAGUGUUGGAUGUCACGCAAUUUCAGAAACUUAUGCAUUUACAAGACGGUACUUGCAAUCAAAAGAUGACGUGAAACUCAACGAACCAUUAUGGGGAUACAAACAUCAUGGGGAUUUUCAUACGAAACAAGUACCGCGAUCAUCAUCCUUAGAAUGGCAUUUGUAUCGCGGGGAUACACAGUGAUUUUGCUACUUCAUUUAUCUACAAUUUGUAAUAAGACGUAAUAAAAGACUUUUAGAGUUUGUUGAAUAUACAUCCAUAUAUAACACUGUAGGCACAACUCGAGAAUAAGCAUUUCCGUUUUAUUACAUUUUUGUUUAUUGUUAUUUGUAAUUACUGUUAUAUUUGUAAUUACUAUUAAGCGAACUGAAUACAGUAUGCAAAUUAAACACAAUGCGCAAUAGUACUGUGUCUAUCUUGUAAUUCCAUCGCUUUAAAGUUAGCUUAGUUUUAAGCGAGCAUACGUCUGUAUAUAUUUGCGAAAAAUAUGUCCGAUAAUUGAUAAAUCAUCGGUUUCAUCGUCUCGCGUUCCAUUCAUUCAGACGUUAUCAUAGAUCAUGCGACAAAUUUUGCACAGGUUUUACCAACCAUUGACCAAACCUGAUCCUGAACCAGUUAACUAUAGCGAUAAGACGACUGCAGUUAAACCAAUUUUUUAAUACAUUACAAGUUUAGCGUAAACUUAGUUUGGCGAGCAAAGUGUGUUUUUGUACAUUUGUACCAGUUUAAGGUACAAUAUGCUAUUAAAUAAAAAUGUAAUAAUAUAAACGAAUAUAAAAAUAUUGACGUAUUAGAUAUCGCUUGGAAUGAUGACUUUACUGAAUUCGAUCGCAUUUACAGAAUACGAGAGUAGAGAAACGAAACGUCUAGUCUUACGUACAAAGUACUUAAUUUUAAGUUCCUAGGAUAAGAGAGUAUUCCAAUUAAUGAUCCAAUUGUUAAACCACGACUGCUAUUAAUAAGAACCAAUGCGUUUUGUAACUAUUUAAAUAGCAUGCCCUAUCCGCGAAAUAUCCUAUGUAUAUAUAAUAUACCAUUUCAGAAUUCCUUUUGUCUAUCUCUGUCAAAAUGAUGUAGCGCCUACAUGAUAUGAAUGCUGAAUAAAAGUUUAUUGAUACAUA